AUGGUGCAAUAUUUCCCUCCACCAGUUCAUGUUGAGACCAACUUGUGUUUCCCCCACUGUUGGGUGUGGCUCACCGCCUCUCAGCUGUUUGGUCAGCUGUUUGCUGCCUACCGGCCGGACCAGCUAUCAGCCCACUGGAGGGAGGACACCACAGAGGAGGGCAGUGCCAACAACACCACAGAGGAGGGCAGUGCCAACAACACCACAGAGGAGGGCAGUGCCAACAACACCACAGAGGAGGGCAGUGCCAACAACACCACAGAGGAGGGCAGUGCCAACAACACCACAGAGGAGGGCAGUGCCAACAACACCACAGAGGAGGGCAGUUCCAACAACACCACAGAGGAGGGCAGUGCCAACAACACCACAGAGGAGGCCAGUGCCAACAACACCACAGAGGAGGGCAGUUCCAACAACACCAGAGAGGAGGGCAGUGCCAACAACACCACAGAGGAGGGCAGUGCCAACAACACCACAGAUGAGGGCAGUGCCAACAACACCACAGAGGAGGGCAGUGCCAACAACACCAGAGAGGAGGGCAGUUCCAACAACACCAGAGAGGAGGGCAGUUCCAACAACACCACAGAGGAGGGAAGUGCCAACAACACCACAGAGGAGGGCAGUUCCAACAACACCACAGAGGAGGGCAGUGCCAACAACACCAGAGAGGAGGGCAGUGCCAACAACACCACAGAGGAGGGCAAUUCCAACAACACCAGAGAGGAGGGCAGUGCCAACAACACCACAGAGGAGGGCAGUUCCAACAACACCACAGAGGAGGGCAGUGCCAACAACACCACAGAGGAGGGCAGUGCCAACAACACCACAGAGGAGGGCAGUGCCAACAACACCACAGAGGAGGGCAGUUCCAACAACACCAGAGAGGAGGGCAGUGCCAACAACACCACAGAUGAGGGCAGUGCCAACAUCACCACAGAGGAGGGCAGUGCCAACAACACCACAGAGGAGGGCAGUGCCAACAACACCACAGAGGAGGCCAGUGCCAACAACACCACAGAGGAGGCCAGUGCCAACAACACCACAGAGGAGGGCAGUGCCAACAACACCACAGAUGAGGGCAGUGCCAACAACACCACAGAUGAGGGCAGUGCCAACAACACCACAGAUGAGGGCAGUGCCAACAACACCACAGAGGAGGGCAGUGCCAACAACACCACAGAGGAGGGCAGUUCCAACAACACCACAGAGGAGGGCAGUGCCAACAACACCACAGAGGAGGGCAGUGCCAACAACACCACAGAGGAGGGCAGUGCCAACAGCACCACAGAGGAGGGCAGUGCCAACAACACCACAGCCUGUUGCUCCUACGUUCCUUUCUACCAGCCUGGACAAGAAUGUGACACACCACUUCACAUAAUCAUAUUUAUCCUGCUACAAAAGAUUCUGGUGUAA
Oncorhynchus kisutch (coho salmon) is the source of this 1413-nucleotide messenger RNA. Its product is annotated as stress protein DDR48-like. The record is from RefSeq and is a predicted model, not a curated record. NCBI's taxonomy places the organism in Eukaryota, Metazoa, Chordata, Actinopteri, Salmoniformes, Salmonidae. The transcript has a single exon. Bases 1 to 1413 code for a protein of 470 amino acids.